CGAAAACUAAGCAGGAUGGACAGCGCAGUCGCGGCAACGCUCGCCGUCCUCGAGCUUAUCCCGAGCAACUACGUCCCCGUGCUUGUUUUGACGACGCUCGUCAUCUCUCUCUGCGUCCGCUCGAGAGACGCCGCCAACGCGCUCGUGGCGUACCUCGUCAAGGUGUACUGCGCGAACCUGGUCUUUGGCUGGACCGGCGUCGCCGUCCUCCUGGUGCUUGCUGCUGCUGGAAUACUUGUGCCCGCUGCAAUAAGCAUCCUAGCCAACGCAAACAAGAUGUACAAACGAUCAAGGUCACGCGUCUACCGGUACACGCACGCGUCAAGCUCGUCGCCACCGCUCUUUGCGUGUCACAUUUGCUACGAAAAUCAACCGCCGCGUCUCCGCGCCGUGACCUCGUGCACCGACUGCUCGCUCGCGAUCUGCAAAACAUGCUUGCGCCAGUACUUGACACUCCGCAUCGAGAGCGGCCAAGUCUCGGAAAAGCACCUCUGCUGUCCGGGAUGCCACGCCAUCUUGCCGGACCAUGUGCUCAGGACGCACCUCAGCGUCGAGCUCUACGCGACGCUCCGAAAGAUGUUGCAUGACGCGUCCGAGCGGCCAGCGUGUCCGUAUAGCCACUGCGGCGGCACGGUACUGUCGACGCCGCAUUGGCUCUUGAAGCGGCGCGUCACGUGCUCGGCGGGCCAUAGCAUCUGCGUCGUGUGCAAUCGACCGUACCACCUCCGCCCCACGUGCGUCGACAAGGCGUACGCGCAGUGGAAGAAAACGCACGAUGUUCGCAGUUGCCCGCAGUGCGGUCGCGACAUUGAGCGCAACGCCGGCUGCAACCACAUGACGUGCGCCAAGUGCCGGCACGAGUUUUGCUGGCGGUGCCUCGCGCUGUGGAGCGGCAACGACCACGUCUGCGCGACGCUACGGCGGCUCUAGCAUCUCAGUUCUUGGAGCUAGAAGAUUUUAUCAAUCGUAUCAUGUGCGUUGGGCUUUGUUGCA
Saprolegnia diclina VS20 is the source of this 993-nucleotide messenger RNA. RefSeq lists its product as hypothetical. The transcript has a single exon. Gene Ontology annotation, biological process: positive regulation of proteasomal ubiquitin-dependent protein catabolic process; ubiquitin-dependent protein catabolic process; protein polyubiquitination. Gene Ontology annotation, cellular component: ubiquitin ligase complex; cytoplasm. The record is from RefSeq and is a predicted model, not a curated record. Gene Ontology annotation, molecular function: zinc ion binding; ubiquitin protein ligase activity; ubiquitin conjugating enzyme binding. NCBI's taxonomy places the organism in Eukaryota, Oomycota, Saprolegniomycetes, Saprolegniales, Saprolegniaceae. Bases 16 to 930 code for a protein of 304 amino acids.